ACGUUGGACACAAAACUGGAAAGCUGGCGAGUGAAAUGACGUAGCUAGAAUAGCGUCGACACGAACAUUCAGAGGUGGACGCUGUAAAUAGAGUUUUCCUCACAGUGGAAUAAACAGCAGCUAUGACUAUGAACUGGAAUAAGGGGGGCCCGGGUGCAAAGCGAGGCUUUGGGUUCGGUGGCUUCUCUUUGGCCGCCGGAAAGAAAGAGGAGCCUCCAUUACCGGAGCCUGCACACAACUCUUUUGGAGCUUCAGGGUCGGCUGGAGGAUAUGGCAAGAAUCAGCAGCUCCCAGCCUUCUACAAAAUAGGCACCAAAAGAGCUAAUUUCGACGAAGAGAAUGCGUAUUUUGAGGACGAUGAAGAGGAGGCAAGCACCAAUGACCUGCCCUACAUCCCAGCAGAGAACUCCCCAACCCGAAAACAGUUCCAGUCCGGAGGGGGGCAGGGCUCAGACAGCGAGGAUGACCCACUGGAUGCUUUCAUGGCAGAGGUUGAGAGUCAAGCAGCCAAAGACAUGAAAAAGUUGGAGGAGAAGGAGAAGGAGAAAAAGACAGCCAAGGGUAUACGAGAUGACAUUGAAGAGGAAGAUGACCAAGAGGCCUACUUCCGCUACAUGGCCGAGAACCCCACUGCCGGCCUGACCCUGGAGGAGGAGGACGAGAACGUCGACUACGACAGCGACGGCAACCCCAUCAACCCUACCAAGAAGAUCAUCCUGCCCCUGCCCCCCAUAGACCACUCUGAGAUUGAUUACCCACCCUUUGAGAAGAAUUUCUAUCAGGAGCAUGAGGAGCUGCACAGCCUGACAGGAACACAGGUGGUGGACCUCAGACAGAAACUCAACCUCAGGGUGUCAGGAGCGGCGCCCCCUAAACCUUCCACAAGCUUUGCCCACUUUGGCUUUGACGAGCAGCUUAUGCACACGAUCCGCAAAUCUGAGUACACCCAGCCCACUCCCAUCCAGUGCCAGGGUGUGCCCAUUGCCCUGAGCGGGCGCGACAUGAUCGGCAUCGCCAAAACCGGUAGCGGGAAGACGGCCGCGUUCAUCUGGCCCAUGCUGGUGCACAUCAUGGACCAGACGGAGCUGCAGCCAGGGGACGGGCCCAUCGCCAUCGUCGUGUGCCCCACCAGAGAGCUCUGUCAGCAGAUCCAUUCAGAGUGUAAACGCUUUGGGAAGGUAUAUGGUCUGCGCUCAGUGGCGGUAUAUGGAGGAGGCAGCAUGUGGGAGCAGGCCAAGGCACUGCAGGAGGGAGCUGAGAUCGUGGUGUGCACUCCGGGUCGGCUGAUUGAUCAUGUGAAGAAGAAGGCCACCUCGCUGCAGAGAGUGAGCUACCUGGUGUUUGAUGAGGCUGACCGCAUGUUUGACAUGGGCUUUGAAUACCAGGUUAGAUCCGUCGCGAGCCAUGUCCGGCCAGACAGACAGACCCUGUUGUUCAGCGCCACAUUCCGUAAGAAGAUUGAGAGGCUUGCACGGGACAUCCUGGUUGACCCUAUACGUGUAGUGCAAGGAGACAUCGGAGAGGCGAACGAGGACGUGACUCAGCUGGUGGAGAUCCUGCCGGCCGGCCUGGACAAGUGGGCCUGGAUGACGCGGCGGCUGGUGGAGUUCACCUCGGCCGGCUCCGUGCUCAUCUUCGUCACCAAGAAGGCCAACUGCGAGGAGCUGGCCACCAACCUGACGCAGGAGGGCUACUCGCUGGGCCUGCUGCACGGGGACAUGGACCAGAGCGAGAGGAACAAGGUCAUCGCCGACUUCAAGAAGAAGAGCCUGCCCGUGCUGGUGGCCACCGACGUGGCGGCCCGUGGUCUGGACAUUCCCUCUAUCCGCACGGUGGUGAACUACGAUGUGGCCCGUGACAUUGACACGCAUACGCACAGGAUUGGUCGAACAGGUCGUGCUGGGGAAAAGGGUGUGGCCUACACCCUCCUCACCAACAAAGACACCUCAUUUGCUGGAGACCUAGUUCGUAACCUGGAAGGAGCCAAUCAGAGUGUCUCAAAGGACCUGAUGGAUCUCGCCAUGCAGAAUUCCUGGUUCAGGAAGUCCCGCUUUAAGUCAGGAAAAGGGAAGAAGCUGAACAUUGGAGGCGGAGGCCUGGGAUACAGAGAAAGACCUGGCUUAGGGUCAGAUUCAUCGGAGCGUAGUGCUGGUGGGAGUGGGGCUUCUGCCCUUGGGAACUACGAUGCUUACAAACCCUCCACAGGAGCCAUGGGAGACCGCAUGUCAGCCAUGAAAUCGGCUUUCCAGUCCCAGUAUAAAAACCACUUUAUUGCUGCGUCUGGCCAAGCUCCUAAGCUCUCCACCAAAUCCAGCAGCACUUCAGGCUGGACCAGUGCCGGUAGCCUGAGCACAGUGCCCAGUGGGGCCCCAGAGGGCCUGGACAAGCCCUUAGCCCCAUCCAUAACCUCCAUGCCGCCACCGCCGCCCUCCCUCAGCAUGGGCACCAAAAUGGCGGGCUUUGCCAGCGCCGGCUCCCUGAGCUCCGUGCCAGACAGCCCCCGCGGUGAUCGCUACGGAGAUGAGCGCAGUCGCCACGGCGACCGAAGUUCAGGAGGAGGAGGAGGAGGAGGAGGGGGAGGAGAGCGUGAGCGAGAGCGUGACCGCUACGGGGAUCGAGACCGGCACAGCGAUCGUGAUCGCCAUGGAGACAGCGACCGUGAUCGUCAUGGCGACAGCGACCGUGAUCGUCAUGGCGACAGCGACCGUGAUCGUCAUGGAGACAGCGACCGCGAUCGCCAUGGAGACAGCGACCGCGAUCGCCAUGGAGACCGCGAUCGCCACGGCGACAACAGGAAUGGCGACAGCAGCCGGAGGGAGCGCGACGGACGGUCGGAGCGUGACGGACGGUCGGAACGUGACGACCGUGGGGCUGGGUUUGCCAUUCCGGAUCCCCCUAAGCGCAAGAAAAGCAGAUGGGACAACUGAGAGACUUGCUGAGAUGCACCUCACCUAACAACUGGAGCACUCGAGGUGGGAGGGAAGAGAAAAAGAGCCAAAGCAGCAUUUUCUUCCCCUCCACUGUUGAUUGAUGGACUGAUUGACCAUGAGGAGGUGCUGUUGCUGUUGUUGAGUUUGAGAGUGUAUCUGUUUUCUUACUAGAACUGUGUAGCAAUAGGAGCUACCAUCUCCACCUCUCCUGGAUAAGCAUGUAGCUUCAUCCCUCCCCACUUGUCAGUCCAUCCAGUCUUUGUGGGGUGGGAAGGGAUUGGGGUUAAGGAAGACAAUGGAGGGUCUCAGAUUUAACCCUGAUGGUCUAGAGGUCUCGUCAUAUAUUCUGUUGUCCUUCUGCUGAUGUGUGCAGACUCACAGGCAUCUAUGUUAACCAGUGUCCCUCCGAGUUUCCCUGUAAAGUUUGCUGUUUGUAUGAAGUCAUUUAAUGUGUUGACACAAAACUUAGUUAAACUUAGUGUUAAAACCCUUGAGUUAGGUUGAAGAGUUUUAGCUGUGCCUUUGAUCAUGCACAGAGAUUGUCAUUUGUCCUUUUAGAACACAUAACAAGGGACUGUACAGAAGUGUGUGAGUGUGUGAGUGUGUGAGUGUGUGAGUGUGUGAGUGUGUGAGUGUGUGAGUGUGUGAGUGUGUGAGUGUGUGCAGAGGACAGCACUGCACCAUUUGUGCAGCAAGAUGAUGAGGCUUAAAAGAAAAGGAAAACGACUGGGGCAUCUAUUUUGUGUAGUUCUGCGGUACCAUCUGUAAUCCACCACUGUUUUUUGUAAAUCUUUCAUUUCCCCCAUUUUAUCUCCUUGUAAAACAACAUACUGUGGCCAAAGGCUGUGCUAACACAAAACUCAUCUGACAUGCUAGCCUGUAGUACUGUACAUGCAUUUUGGGGGACACUGAGCACAGAAUGAAAAAAUAAAAACGUGAAUUCCCCUAACCAUUCGUCCUUCAAGAGGUCUUGGUGUCUGAACUCAGCAGUCAUUGGGCGUUAUCUUGUUUUGACUGCCUUGUCCUUGUUCUCCAUUGCUGUCAUAACUCUGUCCAUAAACCUGUGUAGGCAGAUGGCGAUCUAGCUUCAAUAAAGUCUAUCUUCUCUUCUUC
Molecule: messenger RNA, 4043 nt
Organism: Clupea harengus (Atlantic herring)
Lineage: Eukaryota; Metazoa; Chordata; Actinopteri; Clupeiformes; Clupeidae
Gene: ddx42
Product: DEAD-box helicase 42
Molecular function (GO): RNA helicase activity; ATP binding; nucleic acid binding
Source: RefSeq, a predicted model, not a curated record